UUCAAUUUAGGAUUCGAGCAUUCAAUUUUUUCUAUUUUUUUUGUGAAUUUCAGAAUUAUUCAAACAUUUAUUAUGGGCUAUUCGAUCAAUCAUAUAAAUAUGGCCGAUAAAAUUGAAUCAAUUAAAGAUCUUAAACCACAGAUGAGCAAAAUAAAUUUAAUUGGCAUUGUAAUUGAAGUUGUUACACGUUAUUUGACCAAAGAUAAUCAUGAUAUAAGAUUAUUUCGAAUUGCCGAUCGUACUGGCACGAUAAAUGUAUGUAUUUAUGAUGAACCGGGUACCUAUAUUCAAACGGGUGAUAUUUGUCGUUUAACUCGAUGCUACACAUCCACCCAUAAAGGAUCAUUAACAGUAUAUUUAGGUCGUAAUGGUAAAAUUACUAAAAUAGGUGAAUUUUGUAUGUCGUUUGUUGAAUCACCAAAUAUGAGCGAGCCGGAUCCAUCAUAUCAAAUGGCAGCAAUGAAUUCUUGAAAAAUCUGUGAAUUAUUUUUUUAGAUUUUAAUUAUUAUCAUAAUCAUCAUCAAUAAUUGCAUCAAUUGAAU
Molecule: messenger RNA, 542 nt
Organism: Dermatophagoides farinae (American house dust mite)
Lineage: Eukaryota; Metazoa; Arthropoda; Arachnida; Sarcoptiformes; Pyroglyphidae
Product: SOSS complex subunit B1-B
Biological process (GO): mitotic G2/M transition checkpoint; response to ionizing radiation; double-strand break repair via homologous recombination
Cellular component (GO): SOSS complex
Molecular function (GO): DNA binding
Source: RefSeq, a predicted model, not a curated record